AUGUCUUACGUGCCGGGCAGAUUCUACGGCACGAAACCCUGGGCGGCCUACGACGUGCUGCGAGACUCGGUGAUGCCCGAGAUACUGACGGGGAGUGCCUACAUGUCUCUUGCCCUGUACGUGGCCGCAUCCAUCGUCAACACGCUCAAGCCACAGCCCGAGUUCUCUGAAGAGUGGAUGCUCGCGCGUCAGUCGACAAACUAUCGGCUGUUGAGACAACUGCUGAGAAGCCAGCAGGGCUACCCCUGGGACUGGGCGAUAACAUGCGUGGUCGUUGCGGGCUACGCCGAUGCCAUGGCCGGGCAGGCCGAGAGGGGUCGUAAGCAUACAAAAGCCGGUCUCGACAUGCUCCAGGAUUUUCGAAACCUUCAGCGAAUGAGGCUCUCAUCGGGAUCCAUCGCCUUCAAAGCUUUCCUGCAAACCGGUGUCCCCAUGAUGUUUACGACCAGUGCUUCGCUUGAGACAGCAAUGUGCAACGUGUGCCAGAAUCUGCGACGGAUCCAAUCUUGGACCCGCAUCAGGCGGAACUCCCCUUGCUCCAGCACCCAUUGCCAGUAUCACUCCCUCGAGGUGGCUGCGAGUCACGAUUCUACGAAGGCCGCAGCCAGCUCUGGCGGACAGUGCCAUUACUGGGCGACACGAGAGCUUGCUCUAGGAUCGACGACGGCGAUGGGCCGCCUCCUGGCGCCCAAGUUGGUCAAAAUGCCCGUUUCGGACGAGAGGCUGUUGAUGGCAAGUAUCUAUGCUCUGAAUGGCGUCCUCUGUAACCUGCAAGAUGACGACAGCACGGCAGAGAGAUUCCUAGGCGAGAUUGGGGAGAUGAUCGCCAACAGUCUGGAGGAAGGCGUGGAUCUAAGUGUGCCCCCGCGAUUUGCCAUGCAGAAUUGCAUCCACAUCAUCAUCGCGUGCGCCGAGAGACACGGCUUGUGGCCCUAUCGCGGUCCCGCCCAGCCCCUGCCUGCGAUGCGCACGUGGGAGGCGCUCGAGUUCGUGGAGAUCAUGAUGCUGAUCCGCCCUGAGAAGCAGCACGAGAUAAUGGAUGCAAUGCGCCGUUGGCUCUGCUGGGAGUUGGAAUCCCACGAGACGACGGAAACUCUUCUCUUCGCGGACGAACGGGAGCUGGAAGAAUUCAAGCGUGAGAUUAUCGCCAACUGGGGAGAUCAGCAGCGGCAGAAGAAUCAGGAAAAGGAGAAGCAUGUGAGCGCGGAGUCGAGGGAAACGGACCCCAAGCCUUGA
Cladophialophora psammophila CBS 110553 is the source of this 1236-nucleotide messenger RNA. RefSeq lists its product as uncharacterized. Bases 1 to 1236 code for a protein of 411 amino acids. Lineage: Eukaryota; Fungi; Ascomycota; Eurotiomycetes; Chaetothyriales; Herpotrichiellaceae. The transcript has a single exon. The record is from RefSeq and is a predicted model, not a curated record.